Messenger RNA from Adineta ricciae, 1851 nucleotides. NCBI's taxonomy places the organism in Eukaryota, Metazoa, Rotifera, Eurotatoria, Adinetida, Adinetidae. The record is from the annotation of a GenBank genome assembly.
AUGCAAAAAUUAACUGUCGGUGUUUUGCAGCGUUUCGCCAAGAAUGGAGCAUGUGGUGAACAACCGAUCUUACAAAUAUUAAAUAUCAAAUUGAUGGACUCAAAACCAGUCAAUGAUUCGGCAGUAACACCAAGUCAAAUGAAAAAAGCUCAGCGCUAUCGUCUUAUUCUUUCCGAUGGGAAACAUUUCUUACCUUCUUGUGUUUUAACUGUACAAUUAAAUGAUCUGGUUACUAAUGGUCAAUUGCAAGAGUAUUCCAUCGUUCGACUCGAUCGAUUUUUACGAAGUGACCUCAAAGGACAAGCAACAAAAAUGAUCUUACAAGUUCUUCAAGUGACUGUUUUGGAUAUUGCCACUCAUAAAAUCGGUAAUCCAAUCUCAUUGUUAACAGCUGAUUUGAAUGAAGAUGAAACGAAUUCAUCCACAUCAAUAACAAAACAUGUCCUCCAACCCAAAACAAAUAAUUCAACGAAUAAAAGUUCUGUAUCUGCAUUGAAACACGACCAGCCGGUGUCAUCAUCGACAUUACCAAUCGUCCUCGAUGUUGAUUCAAUUCAAACAAAUCGUUUGUUUAAAAUUGAAGUCUUGAACCCAUUUCAAAACAAAUGGACAAUUCGAGUUCGAGUGGCACACAAGAAACCCAUUCGUUCGUUUUCUAACGGUGAAGGUCGUUUAUUCAAUUGCGAUCUGAUCGACGAAACGGGCGAAAUCCGCGCCACGGGUUUCAGUGAUGAUUGUGAUCGGUUAGAACCUCUCCUAAUCGUUGGCAAUAUUUAUUACAUUACUCAAGCUCAAAUCAAAUUUGCAAAUAAACAAUUCAACACGCUUAACAAUGAUUUCGAAAUGACAUUUAAUAACGAAACAAUUAUUGAAUUGUGUACUGAAAAUCUUCCAAAUAUUCCCAAACAGCGUUUGCAUUUCAUUCCGAUUGAUCAAAUACCAAACAUACAAGCAAAUUCAUACAUUGAUGUUAUUGGGAUGAUCAUGAGUAUUAAUGAUGUUGUUCACGGGAAAAGUAAACAAAACAAACAAUACACAAAACGUGACAUUCUCAUUGUCGACCGUACUGGACAAAUCACUGUUACAUUAUGGUAUCAAAUGGCUGAGAAUUUCCAACCGUCGUCCAUUCGAACUGUAAUUAUGUUGAAAGGCAUUAGUGUAAAUGAUUUUAAUGGAGUUCGCACUUUAUCCGCUGUUGGUAGUACACAAGUUGAAAUUGAUCCGGACUUACCUGCCGCUCAUGAGCUUCGCCGAUGGUACAUCGAAGAAGGAAUGAAUAUUGAAAUGACAGAUCUCUCUAUGCAAUUAAAUUCUCAUGAAAACAUUCCAUGGAAAACAUUUGCUCAGGUCGCUGAAUAUGAAUCCAACAUGCCAUCGGCGUCAACAACCGGUGAACUUUUUCGUGUCAAAGCUGUUUGCACACAUGUACGACAUGAUCCGGUCUACAAGGCUUGUACUCGAUCUGAUUGCAAAAAGAAAUUACAAGAUAACAACGAUGGCACAUACUACUGUUCGAAAUGUGACUUGGCCUAUGAAGAUUUCAAGUUGUUGUACAUGACAAGUAUCGUUCUGUCGGAUUCGACAGGUUAUCAAUGGGUUAGUUUCUUCGAAAAUGAAAGCGAAUUGUUAUUCGGUUGCCCACCGGAACAAUUUCCACAGGACGAAGAUCGAGCUUACCAGAAACUGAUGAGUAUUUUUGGUAUAGAAAAAAUGUUUCUUCUUCGAGUCAAAUGCAAUCGUUACAACAAUCAUGAUCGAAUUCAAUUUACAUGUGUCGGAUUCGAACCCAUCGAUACUCGUCAAAUGUCUCGCUUUUACUUAGAAGACAUCGGACGACUCUGUGUUAAUUAA